GGCUUCGCUUUCUGCGCCCCCUUGCUCCUACGUGUCUGGAGAGGUUGCAGUCGCUGCAGUUGGGGCUCCGACCGAAGGCAAGUCCUGGGAGCCCCGGAAGGACAGUGCCGUGAGGCUCGGCCAGCUGGACAGCAGGCGCCCUAAGAACGGCCAUUGGAUGUUUGUUUGUUACUAAUGGGUGUCAGCAAGUUAGAUAUUCUAUACCGGAGACUUCUCCUCACAAAACUUUUUAUCAGAGGAUGGGGGAGGCCAGAGGAUCUCAAAAGACUCUUCGAAUUCAGAAAGAUGAUUGGAAAUCGAGAAAGAUGUCAGAAUCUGGUUUCAAGUGAUUACCCAGUACACAUUGAUAAGAUUGAAGAGCAGUCAGACUGUAAGAUCCUAGAUGGACACUUUGUUUCCCCCAUGGCCCACUAUGUGCCUGAUAUAAUGCCAAUUGAAUCUGUUAUUGCAAGGUUCCAACUUAUUGUUCCUAAGGAGUGGAACAGCAAAUAUAAACCUGUAUGCAUUCAUCUUGCUGGAACAGGAGAUCAUCAUUACUGGAGACGACGAACACUAAUGGCUCGUCCUAUGAUUAAAGAAGCCCGAAUGGCUUCUUUGUUGCUAGAAAACCCUUAUUAUGGCUGCAGGAAACCCAAGGACCAAAUAAGGUCCAGCCUAAAAAACGUGUCUGACCUUUUUGUGAUGGGAGGAGCUCUUGUUUUAGAAUCUGCAGCUCUCUUGCACUGGCUAGAGAGAGAGGGUUAUGGACCUCUAGGAAUGACCGGAAUAUCCAUGGGAGGACAUAUGGCUUCCUUAGCAGUAUCCAACUGGCCUAAGCCCAUGCCAUUGAUCCCAUGCCUGUCUUGGUCCACAGCAUCUGGAGUCUUCACUACGGGUGUGCUAAGUAAAUCGAUUAAUUGGAGGGAGCUGGAAAAGCAGUAUUAUACACAGACAGUUUAUGAAGAAGAAAUUAUUCACAUGCUUGAAUAUUGUGGAACAGAUUCUUUCAAAAUGGGACAAGAGUUUGUGAAACGCUUCCCUAUUGGUGCAGACAAGCUAACUAACCUUAAUCUGGUGUCUAGAACUUUAAAUUUAGAUAUGACAGACCAAGUUGUAUCCCAAAAACCUAGUGACUACCAUCAAUCUAAUAAAACAUCUAUCAGUGCCACAUCAGAAGGACUCUUGUUGCAAGAUACCUCUAAGAUGGAGUGCUUCAAUCAAACACUUUCACCCAAUAAAAGUAGUUAUACAAGCUGUGGCCCUCAGUCAUAUCACCUACUCAGUAAAGAACAAAGAAGAAAUAAUCUUCAGAAAGAAUCUUUAAUAUUCAUGAAAGGAGUCAUGGAUGAAUGUACUCAUGUGGCAAAUUUCUCAGUUCCAGUUGACCCAAGCCUCAUUAUAGUGGUUCAAGCCAAAGAAGAUGCCUACAUUCCACGAACAGGAGUUCGAAGUCUACAAGAAAUCUGGCCCGGUUGUGAAAUCCGGUAUCUAGAAGGGGGUCAUAUUAGUGCUUAUCUUUUUAAACAAGGACUCUUCAGACGUGCCAUCUAUGAUGCAUUUGAACGCUUCCUCCAUAAAUAUGCUAACUAAUUGGAUCACUGUAUAUAACCAGUAUGGCCAUCAUAUUGUUUACAAAAGGAGUUUCAUCCUUUGAUGAUGUGAAGAACAAGCAGACAGCACUAAAUAUCUAAUUUGUAUUAAUUUAGUCUGGAACUCAUAUAAAUCAGUCAUUAACAAUCUUUAAAUACAUUUAAAUAAUUUUAAACCAAUAUUUGGAUGAAAUAAUGUUGAAAUAUUUUGUUACUGUUUUGUGGGAAUCCCAUAUACUCAAUGUCUAGUCUGUUGUUGCUAUUUAUGAAAACUUUAACUUUUUAAUUGUGAAUAAUUUAUUAAUUAAGAUAAAUUUAUUCAUUGAAGCCCUAUUGGUUUUUAAAGAACUGCUAAAUCAAACUAAGUUUGUAAUAACAUCAGCCUGUAUUGUAUACCCUUAUGUGAUAGUUCUACUAUUGACUUGAUUUGAGAACAUGUUUCUUUCCUUUUAUGAUUCAUAGUGAAUUUAUAAUCUUAUUUUCAAUUUAAUCUCUGCCAUGGAAAUACUUCAUGGUGUGUAAAACGCAGUGUUAACUUUGAAUUCUAAAAAAUUCCUAAUGGCGUCAUACAUAAGUGGUUUUAAUAAUUAAAACAAAUUGGGAAUGCAAAUAAGAUGCAUAUGACUUGGCUGUACUUUGAGACUUUGCCAAAUACUAGGUUAGAAAACAAUGCCAAACCUAUUUCCCCUAAUUAAAAAGUGUCAGUUCAUCAAAAAUGGAAAUAAUGAAAGACUUACUGCAUUACUUGAUACUGUGUCUUAACAUUUUCUUGUAUACCUACUCUGGGUUUCCUAAAUAUCUAACUUUAGUUAGAUACACUUAAACAGCUUUGGCUUUUAAUUUCAGAAAUUAAAGGCCAUAUAUGAAAUUGAUUUGUUCCAUAUGAGUUUAUUUUACAGAAAAGUUAUAGUAACUACUAACUUUUUUAAGGGAAAGAUUAUAUGGCUAGAUUUGGUGCUGUGCUUUCGUUUUAUGUUAAGCUUCUCAAGCUAAGAUCUAAAAUGUUUGAAAAAAGUAGAAAGUAUUUUUGAGUAUUGUAUCAAGGUUUGGAAUAAAUGUACUUGAGUUUUAUUUGUUUGAAA
Messenger RNA from Neofelis nebulosa (Clouded leopard), 2650 nucleotides. RefSeq names its product abhydrolase domain containing 18 (gene ABHD18). The record is from RefSeq and is a predicted model, not a curated record. Lineage: Eukaryota; Metazoa; Chordata; Mammalia; Carnivora; Felidae. The transcript has 13 exons. The coding region runs from base 175 to 1569 and encodes 464 amino acids.